UGUCAAACCAGAAGAGAAGUAAAAUUCAACAAAAAUUUAUAUGUGGAGUUCUCUCUUAAAAGAAGAAAAAAGUGAUUAUUGAGACUAUGGAUCGGAGCAAACGGAAUUCAAUUGCAGGAUUUCCUCCACGAGUGGAGCGUCUUGAAGAAUUUGAAGGAGGUGGUGGAGGGGAUGGGACUGCGACCCAGGUGGGAAGAGUUUGGCCAUCUUCAUAUCGAGCUCUUAUAAGUGCCUUUUCCAGACUGACACGUUUGGAUGAUUUUACCUGUGAAAAAAUAGGGUCUGGCUUCUUCUCUGAAGUGUUCAAGGUGCGCCACCGAGCUUCUGGUCAGGUGAUGGCUCUUAAAAUGAACACACUGAGCAGUAACCGGGCAAACAUGUUGAAAGAAGUGCAGCUCAUGAAUCGACUCUCCCAUCCUAACAUCCUUAGGUUCAUGGGUGUAUGUGUUCAUCAAGGACAGUUGCAUGCACUUACAGAGUAUAUCAACUCUGGGAACCUGGAACAGUUGCUAGAUAGUAACCUGCAUUUGCCCUGGUCUGUGAGGGUAAAACUGGCCUAUGACAUAGCAGUGGGCCUCAGCUACCUUCACUUUAAAGGCAUCUUUCAUCGUGACCUCACAUCUAAGAACUGCCUGAUAAAGAGGGAUGAGAAUGGUUAUUCUGCAGUGGUUGCUGACUUUGGCCUGGCUGAGAAGAUCCCUGAUGUCAGCAUGGGGUGUGAGAAGCUGGCUGUAGUGGGCUCACCCUUCUGGAUGGCACCUGAGGUUCUCCGAGAUGAGCCCUAUAAUGAGAAGGCAGACGUGUUCUCUUAUGGUAUCAUCCUCUGUGAGAUCAUCGCCCGCAUCCAGGCUGAUCCGGACUAUCUUCCCCGCACAGAGAAUUUCGGGCUGGACUAUGACGCUUUCCAGCACAUGGUGGGAGACUGUCCCCCAGACUUUCUGCAGCUCACCUUCAACUGCUGUAAUAUGGACCCCAAACUGCGCCCAUCCUUCGUGGAGAUUGGGAAGACCCUGGAGGAAAUUCUGAGCCGCUUACGGGAAGAAGAGCAAGAAAGAGAUAAGAAGGUACAGCCUAUAGCCAAAGGACUCUUGGAGAAAGUACCUGGGGUGAAGCGUCUGAGCUCACUGGGUGACAAGAUCCCCCACAAAUCACCGCGUCCAAGACGUACCAUCUGGCUGUCUCGAAGCCAGUCAGACAUCUUGUCUGGUAAACCCCCACGUACAGUGAGUGUCUUGGACCCCUACUACCGGCCACGAGAUGGUACUGCCCAUAGCCCCAAAGUCAACCCUUUCAGUGCUCGCCAAGAUCUCAAGGGUGGCAAGAUCAAGUUCUUUGACCUACCCAGUAAGUCUGUCAUCUCCCUGGUAUUUGACCUGGAUGCACCAGGGCCUGGAACUAUGCCUUUGACUGAUUGGCAGGAGCCCCUGCCCCCACCUGCUCGUCGGUGGCGGUCCUUGCCUGGUUCACCUGAAUUCUUGCGUCAACAAGCCUGUCCAUUUGUGGGCCAGGAAGAAUCACUAUCUGAUGGGCCCCCACCACGCCUCAGUAGUCUCAAGUACAGAGUAAAGGAGAUCCCACCAUUCAGGGCAUCUGUUCCAGCCCAUGAGGCCAUGGAUUGCUCCAGUCUUCAGGAAGAAAACGGUUUUGGACCCAGGCCCCAGGAGACUAGUCCAUGUUCUGCAGGUGCCUCUGAGGAGAUGGAGGUAGAAGAAGAAAGGCCAAGAGGGUUGGCUCCAGCCCCUUUCUCCAUAACAAGCAUUGGCCUACAAACACAAGGAGAGCAGGAUGGGUGAGGGAGUUAGUCUUGCCUCACAUUUGGAUGGAUCUUCCACUGAAGCCAUAAGGCCCCCUUGGUACACAGCUUUGACUUUUCCCUGGAGCCCACAAAGCAGGUAGGCUAGGCUAAGGCGGGUUCAACUUUUGGGCUCCCAGUGCUUACUAUGUAUGAUAGCAGUGAGAGGCUUUCCUAGUUAGGGCCAACAUCUGACACCAAACCUCUCAAAUCCAGCAAAGAGCUCUGGUCCCCACCAGACCCCCUGUGCACUUCCUCAAUACAGGAUCAGAGGACCCCCUAGUUCUAGGCUGAGCUGGUAGACAGCUAUGACCUAUGGUUUUUUCCUCCACACCAAUUCAGUCCCUUGCCCUUUUUUAGGGCAUGUAAGGCUACUAGAUGGAAUACAGAGCUGACUAGGAGGCUAUAAAGAGCAGGGCAUGGCUGUUUCUCAGAGCUAAAGACUGGGGUGCUUCUUGCCAGUACGUCUAAGACACUUGAAUAAUUGCUGUUUGCACUUCCUGCAUGGUCAGACCACAUCACUACAUUUCUAUGCAAGGGGAGGGCAAGGCAGUGUGGUGGUCAUGGCUCUUAGCUAACCUUUUCAAAAACCUUUUCCAGUUAAUCUAUUUUCAUAUUUAUAAAGAAGUCUUAAUGUUCUGUCCCAUAAAACUUUCAACCUUGUGGCUGGGAGUGGGGCUGGUUCUGUAGGCCCUAGGGCCUGCUCUAUGUAUUUGUCAACAUGUGAUAUACUCAAUUAGUUAAAUGGACUGAUUUUCUUCCCUUCCUGCUAUGCCUGGAGCUUCAGGAAGUCUGUCCUUACAGAGC
Otolemur garnettii (small-eared galago) is the source of this 2599-nucleotide messenger RNA. It is a transcript of the gene TESK2, whose product is annotated as testis-specific kinase 2. The transcript is spliced from 10 exons. Gene Ontology annotation, molecular function: ATP binding; protein serine/threonine kinase activity. Gene Ontology annotation, cellular component: cytoplasm; nucleus. The record is from RefSeq and is a predicted model, not a curated record. Gene Ontology annotation, biological process: protein phosphorylation; actin cytoskeleton organization. Bases 87 to 1793 code for a protein of 568 amino acids. Lineage: Eukaryota; Metazoa; Chordata; Mammalia; Primates; Galagidae.